Molecule: messenger RNA, 3443 nt
Organism: Sinocyclocheilus anshuiensis
Lineage: Eukaryota; Metazoa; Chordata; Actinopteri; Cypriniformes; Cyprinidae
Product: zinc finger Y-chromosomal protein 1-like
Exons: 7
Coding region: 962-3199 (745 amino acids)
Biological process (GO): positive regulation of transcription by RNA polymerase II
Cellular component (GO): nucleus
Molecular function (GO): metal ion binding; DNA binding
Source: RefSeq, a predicted model, not a curated record
GACCGCGCGGGUUUCAUCCCACGCUACGCCAGCUUUAUGCGCUGAUAUUGCACGUUUUGUUGCAUUAUGUUGCGGCUGGAGACGCGAGGCCUCGGAUUGGCCACCGGGCCCUACGCAGGCGCGAUCGGGCCUUGAGCACCGGGUUAUUGUUUAUAAAUGCCCGUGCAGGAGCGCGAAACCAAACGCCCCUUUGUUUCAAAGCAAAGUACGCGUACUCGCAUGCAUGCAUGCGUGCGUGGGAAUAAAACGCGUGAUGUAUUAUGGCUCAAAAUGGCGCGCGCAGGCAGGUUUUGUUUUUAGUGGAAGGGGGAAGUUAUGGUCACAAGGCGCCAUGUUUAUGUCCGGUUUCAGGUGCUGAAAUGCGAGGAAACCUUCAGCACUCGGGGGGUGGGAAGCUUCGGCGCGCGCUGCUGCACACAUUCUUCUCAAAUGCAUGAAGCUUCGAGUGUUUCCUGUCGUGCACGAAGCAUUUAAUGCGUUUUGCGUCGCGUUUAAAGAUGCAUUGCAUAAUUGUAUAAAAUUCACUAUCGCUUAUUGGUACUCAUGUUUAAUUUCCAGUCGCUCUUCUUGUCGCAGUCAUUUGCAAAUUAAAGGGACAUGCACGUCCGUCAAUAAUUUGUUCAUAUUUAUUAGUGGCAUAUUCAUAAGUCUGUCUAUCUGCUUUCAUAUUUAUCUGUCUCUCUGUUUGCAUGCAUGCAUGCAUGCACGCCUGUCUGUCUGUAUGCAAUUCAAACCUAUUGCAUGUUUACAUUGGCAACUAGCCUAGUUCUUGAAGCCUGUCACAUUGUUAUGAUCCCCCUUGUCCUAAAGCUAUGAACGCUUUAUUCUCUGUUUACUUUUUUAUGAGAGAGUAAUUCUGCUAUAAAUGAUUGUUUAACUCUUUUCUUCUGUAGCAGACAUUCCAGAUGAAUUGUUUGUGUUGUUGUGUUAGUUGUGCCGUGGCCAAUGAAGAAUAAAGACGAUGAAUGAGGAGGUGACAAGGCUUGCUCUCCGUUCCCAAGAGCCAAAGAUUAUACUGCAUGGCUCAGACGAGGGAGGCGCGGGGGAGGAGGAGGAGUACGUGGUGGAGCUGCAGGAGACGGUGCUGGUGUCGGAGGUGGAGGGCGAGGGCGAGGCCGCGUCCGUCCAGGGCUUCUCCUCCGACGAGCUCGUCAUCCAGGACGCAGUGGAGGAUGUGGUUGCCGAGUACGUGCACUGCGAUGACGACGAGGGCGUUGCCGUGGAGACCUGUGUGAUGUCACUGGAGGGUGAGGAGGAAGAGGAGGACGGCGUUGCCAUGGCAGAGAUGACGGAGGGGAGGGACCCUGAGCACGACUCGGACGGCUGCGGAGAUUACCUCAUGAUCUCCUUGGACGAGGCGGGUAAGAUGGUGUCUGGAGACGGAGAGGAGGUGACGGUCGACGGGGCGAUAGAUGAUCAGGAGGUGGAGAAAGAUGAGGAUGGACAGGAAGUCAUUAAAGUUUACAUCUUUAAAGCAGACUCGGGAGAGGACGACCUCGGAGAGGCGGUGGAUCUCGGUGAGAACGAGGCGGUGGCUCUGGCUGAGCCUGUGGUUCGGCCGCUGAGAGAGAAGAUGCUCUACAUGUCUGUGGGAGACGCUCAUCACACACAGACUGAUGGCGGCUCUAAGCUCUCGGAUGAGGUGUACAUGGAGGUGGUGGUUGGAGGAGAAGAGCCGGUUCCUCACAACAGACCGUAUGACAGCACUGCCCUCAGCAAGGACUUCAUGCCCGUCGCGUGGGCUGCUGCAUACGGUGCGGAUGAGGGCUGUGAGAACCGUAACGGAGCAGCGAGCGCAUUACUGCACAUCGACGAGUCGGAUGCACUGGACAAAAUCAACCGGCAACACGGCAAGAACAAGAGACGAGCUGAACCCCGACAGGUCCAAACAGCGAUCAUCAUCGGUCCGUAUGGACAGCCUCUGACCGUCUACCCCUGCAUGCUGUGCGGUAAGAAAUUCAAAUCCCGUGGCUUCCUCAAGCGCCACACUCGCAACCACCACCAGGACUUGUUGAGUCACAAAAAGUACCAGUGCACGGACUGCGACUUCACCACUAACAAAAAAGCCAGUCUGCACAACCACAUGGAGGUGCACGCGCUCAGCAACAAAGUGCUGUUUGAAUGCGAGACCUGCGGUAAGGAGUUCCACCAGCAGGCGGCGCUGUUCUCGCACCGUCUCCAGCACCACCACCAGGAGCAAAAGUCGCCCACGGCCAUCGAGUCGCCGCCUCCUCCCGCCGCCGCGACCAAGACGCACAAAUGCAAGUUUUGCGAUUACGAGACUGCCGAGCAAGGGCUGCUCAAUCGCCACCUGCUGGCCGUGCACAGUAAGAGCUUCCCGCACAUUUGUGUGGAAUGCGGCAAAGGUUUCCGCCAUCCGUCGGAGCUAAAGAAACACAUGCGCACGCACACCGGCGAGAAGCCGUACUCGUGCAUGUACUGCGAUUACAAAUCGGCCGACUCGUCCAACCUGAAGACGCACGUGAAGACGAAGCACAGCCGCGAGCUGCCAUUCUGCUGCGAGCGCUGCGGCCAAACCUUCAGUGAGGAGGAUGAACUAACGCAGCAUGCGGCCACACACGAGGACUCUCGGGGACACCAGUGCAGUCACUGCGACCAUCGCAGCUCCAACUCCAGCGACCUUAAACGGCACGUCAUUUCCGUGCACACUAAAGACUACCCACAUAAAUGCGCCGUCUGCGAGAAAGGCUUCCACCGGCCGUCCGAGCUUAAGAAACACUCGGCGUUGCAUAAAGCCAAGAAACUGCACCAGUGCCGCCACUGCAACUUCAAGAUCGCAGACCCAUUCGUUCUCAGCCGCCAUAUCUUGUCUGUUCACACUAAGGAACAGCAGCAACAGCCGGCGCAGUCGCCGACUCCGCCCACACAGGCGUCGCCACCGCAAGCCCCACCCACAGAAAAGCCCGCCCCCAAGAGGACUAUAGGUGCAGCGCAGUUAGCAGUGCCCGCUGUAAAGAAAGCCGGUGGUGCGAAGGGUUCGCGAGAAAGGAGGGUGUAUCAGUGUCAGUAUUGCGACUACAGCACGGGAGAUGCGUCUGGCUUCAAAAGACACGUUAUUUCCAUCCAUACUAAGGACUAUCCUCACCGCUGUCAGUACUGUUCAAAGGGCUUCCGGAGACCUUCGGAGAAAAACCAGCACAUUAUGAGGCACCAUAAAGACAUUGUGCCGGCAGAAUGAGCACCUCCUCUUUCUCCACUCACUUCCGUAAACACACUAAACAGCCAGUGAUUCGAGAUCCCCAUCCCUCAUGUUGGCAACCUCUGUAUUGGGCUUCUUACCAAGACCCCUCAUGCAUAGCAGUUGUGUGUGUUGUGUCUGUAUGCGAGAGAAAAUUGUUGAAAGUGUUUAGUGGCAUAGACUGGAAGUGUGUUCACAUUUCUUAUGAUCACAUGGUCUGCAGUCUUAAAGGAACAGUUCAGCC